AUGUCGAAAGCAAUUCCGAAGCAAGUUGUAAAGGUCCCGCCUGGUCAUAUCGGCAACUUGGAUUCCUCGCAGAAGAGCAAGCUGGCCAAGAUAUGGCUCCUUUACCUCCACGUUUUGGAGAACCCCGAGAAGGCGCAGUCCGGCCAAAUUAUUGCUGAUGAGGCGCCGGACGAAGGCGCACCGCCGCUUUCGAAGGAGGAAAAGGCGAAAGAGGAAAAGGCGCAUCAGGAAGAGGCGCAAGCGCUCAAACUCCUUUUCAAGACCCACGGCGUGGACGAGUUCUACAACCAGUUUUGGCUUCUCUGUGGACCUGAUAAUCCUGACAUGAUGAUGCUCAAGUUUUUGCGAGCUCGCAAGUGGAACGUACACCGUGCUUUUGCGAUGCUGUGCAAGUGUCUCAACUGGCGUAUCGAUACGGACGUUGUGGGCCUGCUCACCGAGGGCGAUCUUGGGAUUAGCAAGCGCGACUCCAAGUACCUCGCGCAGGCCGAGAGCGAGAAGGCGUUUGUCGCUGGUAUGAACGAUGAGCAAAUGCCCAUUAUUUACAUUCGCGUCAAGAAGCACUUGGGCAAGGCUCAAGGCGAAGACACGAUGACCAAGUUUAUCAUCGCUACUGCCGAGUCCUUCCGCUCGUUUAUUUCAUUUCCGAACGACAAGGUCAUUAUCGUGUUUGAUUUAAGUGGGUUCGGUAUGAAGAACAUGGAUUGGCACGCGCUCAUGACGAUUCUGCAAAUUUUGGAGGCGUACUAUCCUGAGACGCUGUACAAGCUCUACAUUGUUAAUGCGCCUUGGAUUUUCCAGGGUAUCUGGAAAGCCGUUUCGCCCUUACUCGAUCCCGUCGUGCGCAGCAAGAUUAUCUUUACCAACAAGGCAGCGGAGAUGAAAAACAUUCCCAAGGACCGUUUGAUGUCCGACCUCGGCGGUACGCUCACCGACUAUCCCCACUACAUCCCACCCAAGGAAGGCGACAAUCAGUCGCUCCCUGUGAACGACCCUAAGCGCAAGAAGGCCAUGAGCUCGUUCAUCAAAGAGGCAAAGGUAUUUGAGGAAAUGUCAAAGAAAUGGGCCGACGGCAAUGGGCGCGACGACAAGCUGGACGAAGAGCGUAUGGCCCAAAGCGAAAAGAUGCGCCUCAGAUUCCUCGAGAUUUACCCGCUUUUGCGUGCCAAGACAUUGUACGACCGUGCCGGUAUCUUUACGCCCGACUUCACGCAGCACUGGGAGUACAAACAAUCGGACGGCUCCGUAUUGACUCAGAAUGUCGGUGAGGAAUACGGUAUUAGCGCGCUGAGGAAGCGGAUUGCUCAGCGCGAGCAAUCCUUUGCACCUCAAGGGCAAUCCAAUGAGCAGAAGCAAAACAACACCAAUUUUGCUAAAGGCCCCCAGCGUGCAGGGGAUGCAUCGCAGUCCGGCAACAUGGGGGCCGAUUCUGCAGCUAGCCGUGGUAAUGAUGCUACCACAGGUGCUGUUGCGGGUGGUGCUGCUGCUGGCGUUGCUGCCGGAGGAGCUGGCGCUGCUGCAAUGGCCUCGCGCAAGAAAGCGCAGCCUGCAAACAGAUCUGCAGCUCCAUAUUCCAAGCCGUACGCAAGCUCGAUUUUGUCGACGACGAGCGGUGACGAGCAGUUCUACGACACUGUGGAGGAUAUCUCUUCUUCUAACACGCGUAAUGCAGAGCAAGGCGCUGCAGCCGGCGCCGGCGCCAGUUUGGGAGAAGUUACUCCUGCUGAGGCCGUUGCAAGUGCCACCGACUCCAAUGCAGCUGUUUCUUGGGACGACGACCGUGCAAAGACGGGUGUCUCGCAGCAGGAGUGGACACAAGGCGACGGCAAUGCCGAGCAAGAGGAGCAGCCCACCGCUCAGCAGGGAAACCAGUACGAAGAAAAAGACGCUCAGGGUUUUUCCGGUGCUGCCAGCAAGCGUGCGGAUGAGGGUGGAAUGCGCUACAAGCAAGGCACCAACAAAUCGCCGCUUGCAGGCUUUCCGGACCUCGCCAACGGCAACGGCGCCGAGACCAUUAACAAGGCAAAUGAGGAGGCGCAGCACUCGGUGCCUGCGCAGCAGCAGGCCAAGAGGGGCUUUUUUUCGCGGCUCAACUGUUUUUCCAGCAAGACUUAUUAA
Malassezia vespertilionis is the source of this 2118-nucleotide messenger RNA. RefSeq lists its product as uncharacterized. The record is from RefSeq and is a predicted model, not a curated record. Lineage: Eukaryota; Fungi; Basidiomycota; Malasseziomycetes; Malasseziales; Malasseziaceae. The coding region runs from base 1 to 2118 and encodes 705 amino acids. The transcript is spliced from 4 exons.